Moneuplotes crassus is the source of this 1448-nucleotide messenger RNA. The record is from the annotation of a GenBank genome assembly. NCBI's taxonomy places the organism in Eukaryota, Ciliophora, Spirotrichea, Euplotida, Euplotidae.
AUGUACUCACUGACUACGAAUAGGCCUCCCUAUGUUCAUGUUGGCUGUGGAUGUGGAAGGAAAUUCAUCAUUGAAGAAAUGUACCUCAAUUUUGACGAAAACCAGAUAAUUUGUAGAUUCUGCACCCAGAACACAAUAGAUGAUGUCUUUUGCCCGUCAUGUGGGGAGAGACAUUCGAUCAGAGAUUCUCAAUCCUUAGAUAACAAAUGCUCUAGAUGCUUAUAUUGUCCAUUCUGAUUCAACAAGGUGGUACUCAGCAAAAGUACUAUCAACGAUAAGAAGACCUACUACUUCCUGUGCACAUCAUGCAAAUGGAACAGUGUCCGAAUUGGUAUUGCUGAAGAAACCCCUUUGGAUAUCAUGACUAAAUGCUCUGUAUCUAAUGACUCAAGGGGCGAUAAUUUAAAGAACAAAGUAUUUUUGACCCUUCUAAACAACUUGAAAGCCAACCAAGAUGAGAUCAUGAACAGAGAGAAGAAGGAAGUUAGGCAGAAAAAGAAAACCAACCUUGUCGAAGAGAACAAAGGCAGCAGUAACCUUGAAAGAGUCAAAUAUACUCAUGAUAUGUAUGCAGAAGAUGAGAAGAAAAGAAAAGAAAUAAGGUUUCAUCAGAUGACCAUGCUUGAGAAACCAAUCCCAUUCCAGCUCCUUGAUGGCAAGAUCGAGCCCAAGGUUGCAGAGCCUCCUGAGGAACUUGACCUUGGCAAAGAGUUCCAAAUAGUUGAAGACAACUGGAAGUUACGAGAUCUAACAAAUUUGGAACAAAGACAUAAGGAUGUUUAUAACCAACAUAGGAAGAAGUCUAAGCUUUAUCCUAUCCCUGUCUCUCUUCUACCAUUUGUCACUAAACAGCAGAAGGGGACUAAGAAGCUUCUGAUUAGGCCAAACACUUCAAGGGCGGGUGCAGAUGAUAAAUAUUUUGAAGUUGACCAGCUAGCUAUGAAGAACUUUCCAACUGUGACUAUUAAGGAAAUGCAUGCUAAAAACGAGACUACCCUUGAUAUGUACAUCAGAUUCACUAAUCCAAAUAUGUCUAACUGAGGGAUAAGAAUGAUCCCAUUGACUCCAGAACAAGCUGAGGCUUACAAGCCAAAUCUUGAGUUUGACAUGCCUGAGGGAUUCCUCAAAAUUGACUUCCACAAUGACCUUAUUGGCAGAGAAGAUAUUGAUACCAGCGUAGAAAUGUUGAAAGAAUUUGAUGUUAAAGAAGAAGACAAGGCCUUCAUAAAAGAUGCUGAUAUGAACUUUGUACUCUUAAAAUUACCAGCCAAGCUCAAGGAAGGAUAUCUGUUAUCAAAGAAUUUUGCCAGGCUCGGGUUUAAUUUGGAAGCAACUUUCUAUAGGGAAAAUUUCUAUACAGUGGAGUCACCAAUAUUUAUUACUAGUUCUGCCAAGGCGAGAAAAUCCCAAUCAAAAGAGAGCUAAUCAUCUUUGUUGUAAAGGAGUUG